UUGUCAAUCCCCAGCGCCGCACCUCCCGGGGUUUGUUGCUGAGGAGGAGCCGGCGCCAUGGCUGUUCUGCUGGAGACCACUUUGGGCGACGUCGUCAUCGACUUGUACACGGAGGAGCGGCCGCGCGCCUGCUUGAAUUUCCUGAAAUUGUGCAAAAUAAAAUAUUACAAUUAUUGCCUUAUUCACAAUGUACAGAGGGAUUUUAUCAUACAAACUGGUGAUCCUACAGGGACUGGCCGAGGAGGAGAGUCUAUUUUUGGUCAACUGUAUGGUGAUCAAGCAAGUUUUUUUGAAGCAGAAAAAGUGCCAAGAAUUAAGCACAAGAAGAAAGGCACUGUGUCCAUGGUGAACAAUGGCAGUGAUCAGCAUGGAUCUCAGUUUCUUAUUACUACAGGAGAAAAUCUAGAUUACCUUGAUGGUGUUCAUACAGUAUUUGGUGAAGUGACAGAAGGCAUGGACAUAGUUAAGAAAAUUAAUGAGACCUUUGUUGACAAGGAUUUUGUACCAUAUCAAGAUAUCAGGAUAAAUCACACAGUGAUUUUAGAUGAUCCGUUUGAUGACCCUCCUGAUUUAAUAAUUCCUGAUCGAUCACCAGAACCCACAAAGGAACAAUUAGAUAGUGGUCGAAUAGGAGCAGAUGAAGAAAUUGAUGAUUUCAAAGGAAGAUCAGCUGAAGAAGUAGAAGAAAUAAAGGCAGAAAAAGAGGCCAAAACUCAAGCUAUUCUUUUAGAGAUGGUGGGAGACCUACCUGAUGCAGAUAUUAAACCUCCAGAAAAUGUACUGUUUGUAUGUAAAUUGAAUCCUGUGACCACAGAUGAGGAUCUGGAAAUAAUAUUCUCAAGAUUUGGGCCAAUAAGAAGUUGUGAAGUUAUUCGGGAUUGGAAGACAGGAGAGUCCCUCUGCUAUGCUUUUAUUGAAUUUGAAAAGGAAGAAGAUUGUGAGAAAGCAUUCUUCAAAAUGGAUAAUGUACUUAUCGAUGACCGAAGAAUACAUGUGGAUUUUAGCCAGUCUGUUGCAAAGGUUAAAUGGAAAGGAAAAGGUGGGAAAUACACCAAAAGUGAUUUCAAGGAGUAUGAAAAGGAACAGGAUAAACCUUCGAAUUUGGUUCUGAAAGAUAAAGUAAAGCCCAAACAGGAUGCAAAAUAUGAUCUUAUACUAGAUGAGCAGGCAGAAGACUCAAAAUCAAGUCACUCACACACAAGUAAAAAACACAAGAAGAAAACGCGGCACUGCUCUGAAGAGAAGGAAGAUGAGGACUACAUGCCGAUCAGAAAUACUAACCAGGAUAUCUACAGGGAAAUGGGGUUUGGUCACUAUGAAGAAGAAGAAAGCUGUUGGGAGAAACAAAAGAGUGAAAAGAGAGACCGACCUCAGAACCGAAGUCGGAGCCGAUCUCGAGAAAGGGAUGGCCACUACAGUAACAGUCACAAACCCAAGUACCAAACAGAUCCUUAUGAAAGAGAAAGGAGUAAAAAGAGGGACCGAAGCAGAAGUCCAAAGAAAUCCAAAGACAAAGAAAAAUCUAAGUACAGAUGAAAGAUGAAGAAUCAGAAAUGAAUGGCUGACACGUUUCUUGACUUAGAAUACCAAGAAAGCAGGUGUUUAGAUGUUGUGUCAAAGCAGUUAAAGACUGUGUGUUUGUUUUCAUUCUAGUAUUAUGGCCCUUUUAGAUUAAUACUGAUGGCAUAGGGCACCAAAAGAUACAGAGGUGAACAUUUUCUAUGCAUCCUUUUUUUUUAACACUUAAUUUUAUUGUUAUACAGAAAUGACAUAAUUCAUUUUCAUCUUUCACAAUUUUACUUUUUUAAAAGUCACAUCUUUCAUAUUAUUAAAAUACAUAAACAUGUAUAUAUAAGGUAUAAGGAAUAAUAAAUAUAAGUAGCUGUAUAUCCCUCAUCCAGCAUAAGAAAUAGAAUGUUGCCUACAUUUAACAUAUAUCCCUCUCAAGUAAUUAUUAUUGAGUUUUGUGUUUGUCUUUCUCUUGUUUCUUGAUGUAGUUUUACAAUAUAUGUAUGUAUCCCUAAAUGAAAUGUUAAUUUUGUAUGUUUUUGAAUUUUAUAUAAAUGGUACAACGUAUGUUUACUUCUAUGACUUUUUUUUUCAGUUUAGCAUUUUUUUAAGAGUACUUCAUUUUUAUUGCUGUGUAGUGUGGUACUGAUAUAUACCAUAACUUAUCCAUUCCUCUGCUGAUGGACAUUUGGGUUUUGUUUGCUUCUUUUUGUUUUUGCUAUUGCAGGCAGUGCUGCUAUGAACAUCCUCUCUGGGAGUGAUAUCGCCAGGUCAUGUGGUUUGAGAAUCUGAUCUUUACAAGAUAAUGCCAAAUUAUAUUUCUAAAGGGAUUGGCCUGGCUACACCCCCAUCAGCAUUGUUUUGCUCUGUUACUUUUGCUUUGUAUCUCCAACAGUUCUUACUUUCAGACUUAAAACCUUACCAGUCUAGUGGAUAUUAAGUGAUACUGUGAUUUCCAUCAGGAAGACUUCUAUUAUUCCUGUCUUUGUUCUUUUAUAUGUAAGUUGUCAGUUUUCCUCCAGGCCGCUGUUCUCUUUAUCACUGCAUGUAUACAAUUUGAUUUUGAUGUGCAUGGUGUAGUUUUGUUCAUAUUUCUUCUGUCACUGUUUACCUGUGGGUUUAUGGUUUUCAUCAAAUUUAGAAAUCGUUUGGCAUUAUUCCUUCAAUUAUGUUUUUCCGUCCCUCCCUCCUUCUUACUCUUCUCCUGGGGCUCCAAUGACAUGUAUUUUAGGACACUUGAAGUUAUCCUGUAGUACACAGAAACUUAGUUUCUUAGUCUUUUUCUAUUUCAUGUGAGGUAGUUUCCAUUGCUGCAUCCAUUCAUUAAUGUUUUCUUCUGAGAAGGAUCUAGUCUUUUCAUCCCAUCCAAAGCAUGUUUACCUUGGACAUUACAUUUUUAAUCUUUAGAAGUUCCAUAUGGGCCUUUUUCUGUCUUGUCUCUUAACAUACUCCUGCUUGCUUCUGUGUUUUUGAGGAAUAAGGAAACAUCUGUAGUUUAUUUUUAAUAGCAGUUUUAAUGUACUUAUUCAUUAAACCAUUCAUUGUUAAUUCUGUCAUCUGUAUCAUUUACGGUCUGUUUUCCUACCUCCAUUCCCUACCCCUAUCCUAAUAUUGGGUUAUAAUUUUCUCAUUCUGGAAUUAUUUGAUGGAAUCUUCAUGGUACCCUCUAAUCUCUAUUUUCUGUAAAUGAGAAGUUAGGUGUAGAUGUUUGAUUAGAGAGUUAGGGUAUACAUUCUAGGCAGAACAUUUAGAAUCUAGUGGCAAAUGCAUUAGCCUUUCCCUCUGUGUCUUGUGCUUUUGUAUUCUGUUGAAGAAUCUCACAGAGCUGGUGGGAUAGCUCAGUGGUAGAGUGUUUGCCCAGCAUACAACAGGCCUUGGGUUUAGUCCUCAGUGCCACAAAAAAAAAAAAGAAUUACCUAUUCUGAGGUAAUAAAAGUAGAUUAUA
Molecule: messenger RNA, 3454 nt
Organism: Sciurus carolinensis (gray squirrel)
Lineage: Eukaryota; Metazoa; Chordata; Mammalia; Rodentia; Sciuridae
Gene: Ppil4
Product: peptidylprolyl isomerase like 4
Exons: 13
Coding region: 58-1536 (492 amino acids)
Biological process (GO): protein peptidyl-prolyl isomerization
Cellular component (GO): nucleus
Molecular function (GO): peptidyl-prolyl cis-trans isomerase activity; RNA binding
Source: RefSeq, a predicted model, not a curated record